This is a messenger RNA of Pocillopora damicornis (cauliflower coral), 755 nucleotides long. Its product is annotated as phospholipase DDHD1. NCBI's taxonomy places the organism in Eukaryota, Metazoa, Cnidaria, Anthozoa, Scleractinia, Pocilloporidae. The record is from RefSeq and is a predicted model, not a curated record. Gene Ontology annotation, molecular function: glycerophospholipase activity; metal ion binding. Gene Ontology annotation, cellular component: cytoplasm.
UAAGACAGUUUCCUCUUUACUUUUACGUAGGAAAAAUAAUUAUUUAUAAAAUUCAACUGGAAACUUAUGACAUAAUUUACGGUAACUUAGUUCAUUGGUUUUUGAUUGAUUGCUGCUUUGAUCUGAAAUUCAUUGGGACGUGUUUCAGUCUCAAGUGAAGAGAAAUGAGUAAAAAUGGCGAAGGUCCUGAAGAAGGUGAAUCUUCAUCUUCCAAUUCCAAGAGAAGCGGGUCACCAAGUAAACCUCCAAGACCUCCUCCUCCAUUGAACUGCUCGAAAUCGCAGCGUCCUUCAAGUAUUGAAAAGCAUCUAGAAACUCUGCAGCAGUUAAAGGCCGAUCGAGUUCGCUGGUUUGUGAAAGAAGACAAGAAAUGGAUUCCUUUUAAUGGCUCUGAUUCGUUGGCUAUUGAACGAUGCUAUCGUCAUAUCAUGGCUUUUGAGAGCCGGGUUGAGGAAAGCACAAAGCUCCCCAAUACUUCUCCGAUAUAUGAAAUGCCAGUUGUCAAAGGAGGCUUGUAUGAGGUGGAUGUUGAUGCUAACGAAUGUAAACCUAUUUACUGGAAAGAUGACAGUCUGCCAGUUUGUCGAGGAACUUGGUUUACCGGGACCUCUUCACUUGAUACAUGGCAGCCUCUUGGUAAUGAUGAUAGUGAGCAGAUUGAAAAGUCUCACCAGAGUAUGCUUAGGGCUCUGGUGAGUCAGUCAGCAGCUUUUGCUAUUGUUGUUGCUUUCAUUGGAGGACAGGGAGCUGUAUAA